ACUAUCCGUUGUUUUUUAAGUUUUUCCAGUUACCGACUAACACGGCUACCCCUCUGAAGCUUUCUCCAAAGCAGUACAGGGUCUCUUCCAAGCCUCUUUUCUCUAAGGACAAAUGCGAAGUCUUGACAUAGUGCCAGCAUCAGGAAACUGAUGUCUAACUGUGAGUGACUGUUCAGAUUAAUGAGUAGAUCAGUUCAUGAGUGCUUGCCAAUGACAGCAUAAUCUUUUUCGGUAGCAUAUAUAUUUGAUUUUUAGCUGAUUCGCUGUGCUGGGUGAGACUGACUUUUUCUUAGUCGGGAUCAACUUGUCCAUUUGGGGGCACUCGAAUGGUAAAUAAAUAAGCUACAGUAACUAAUAUAAUACAAUCUGCGAGGCUAAUAGGUCGUGGUCAGUAAUUCCCUGUGCCAUUGGUUCUUUCUCCAGUAAAAGAAAGACGUAAUUAAUAUAUUAUCAUUGAAAGUAUGAACUAAAAAUACAUUGUGUGUUUCCCAGUGUCUAGGAGAAUUCCAAGCCACAUCAUAAUUUGGUUUCCCGGGGCGAAGUUGAAAUUGCACCUGAUAGUUGGAUUCUGUAGUCUUUUCUCAGCCAAAAACUCGCACAUACUUUAGUUGAAAACCCAUUUGACUCCCACUGUUCAGUUUGAAGUGAACGUGAAUUUUUGCGUGAGUAAGGUCUACAGGAUUGAGCCAUCAGAGUAGCUAGCAAGUCGAUACUUGUCCGUUUCAGAAGCAAGUGGCACUCCUGUGCAUUUUCACUGUACCUGACAGAUGUUAAUGAUUUGUUUUUCAUAACUGCUCUCUUCUACAGCCUCGCAUAUCUUUCUCCUGUCGGGCAGUGUUUAAUUGGUUGCACUUUCAAUCGCUGGGACCACAGACACCCCUCUCUUCACCCUGUCCCGGUUCCCUACUGCCCUCCCCUUGGAUCCCUGUCUUCCUGCAGUAGCACUGAGCUGCGAGGCGCAGGAGGAGGAAACGAACUCCAGCUUUCUUGGCGAGGGGCGGGGCGGGGCCAGCUCUGUCUCGGUGCAUUGUUCUGUGCUCCAGUGCCAAGAUGCGGGGCCGCGGGGGGGAGUGAGCGGUGGCCCCUCUCCGAAAGUUUGCGCGCUCUCUCCCUCGCUUCGCUUUGGCAAUGGGAGGCAGAUCGCUGCCUGGCCCUGGCCCUGGCCCUGGAGUCCCCGCUCCUGCUUAAUAUUCUGCCUGCUCCGGCGAUGUUGUGCUUGGCUCCUGGGGGACUGCAACUCCCGGCUUGAAACGGCAGCCAAUUUUCUGUCUUACUCUCCCACUGUUUUGACUGGAGGCAGAUCCAGUUCCGUCCGAUCGGGGCUAGUGGAAACAACUGCCUGAGCCUCUCGGUGUGUGUCGCUGGGGCUCCGGGAGAAAGCCGCCCCCCGGCCCCGCGCGAUGUGGCUGCCGCGGCCGGGCUCCUAGGAACAAGCCCGGGAAGCGACUGAGCGGAUUUGACCCCGACGCGCUGCGAGCAUCGCUCGGCUCGGGUCUGCCUGGCGGUUCUUCACGAGAAGAGAUCGGUGCGUGGCUGGGGGGCCCUGCUGCGAGUGAGCUGGUCACUCAGCGGAGCGCGGGGCGUCCCCGCGGAGAGCACCAGGCACCUGGGUGCAGGCAGGCGGGGCGGGUACGGGGAACGACAAAGCCCGGGAUCCAGCCAGGGAGAGCGGGAGCCAGAGGCGCGCUGAGCCGGCCGGGCAGGGGCGCUGGGGCCCGGCGCGAGAGACGCUGGGAAGCGGAGGAGGCAGCCGCCGGGCUCUGGUCCCACGGGCCUCUGACCCGCUGCGCCUUCUGCUUGCAGGGAGAGGGCAGCGAUGACUCUGGUGCUGUCCAUGCAGCGGUUCUGCGGGCCCGAGCUCGCGGAGUACCACACCCCGUGGGAGUCGCACUGUGGCAGCCAGGCCAGCCCCGCGGAGCCCAGCCGGGCCGCGCCGCAGGGGAACAGGACGCCAGGAUCACAUUACAGGGGAAUUUCAAAUCCUAUAACAACAUCCAAGAUCACAUACUUUAAAAGGAAAUAUGUGGAAGAAGAGGAUAUUCAUCCAUCAUUCAGCAGCUGUACGCAUAAAACAGUUUCUGUUUUUGAGGAGCGAGCACACAUUCUUUACAUGUCUUUGGAAAAACUGAAAUUUAUCGAUGACCCUGAAGUCUAUCUACGGAGAUCAGUCCUCAUCAACAAUUUAAUGAAGAGAAUCCAUGGAGAAAUUAUCAUGCAAAAUAACUGGUGCUUCUCUGCUUACUCCUUUGGUGGUCCAUCCUCGCAAGAGUGGUUUAUGCCUCAAGACUGUCCUUAUCGAAAACGUCUUCGGAUGGCAAAGGAAGAGUGUGAAAAGUUCCAUACUUGCUGCGUUUAUCAAGAAUGCGGCAGUCACUAUUUAAAUUUACCCUUCUCUGUUAAUACUAAUGGGGAGAAUGCUUCUUCCUCUUCUUCCUACUCCUCCUCUUCCUCCUCCUGCCCUAUAUCUUUGCCAAGUUGUUCCCACCAGGUGGAUUAUAGCAUCACCAGUGCCCCUGUUUACAGGCAUGAUGACCAGAUUCUUGCUAAUGAAAUAUUCAUUACUAAUGCCAAGUCUCAUGGUAAUCAGGAAAAGGCAAAAUUAAAUGAGAAAGGAGGUAAUGAAACUGAACCAGAUGGUGUCACUCUAAACUGUGAACCUAGGAAAGGAAACCUUGCUCUUGAAUGUAACGGCAAAUUUUAUAACUAUUUUGAGACUGGAUGUAAUGACAAGAGCAACAUAAAUGAAUCUUGGAAAAAGUCCUUAAGGAAAAAGGAAUCUUUACCAAAUAAUAAAAUGUAUUGCAGCAAAGGAAGUCAAAUAUGAGCCAUCUUUUUUGCUGUAACUUGGAAGCAUGCACAGAAUGUUAUCUAUCAACAUUUUAUUUUGGAUGGAUUUUUUUAUAGUUUUGUACAACUGACACAAUCAUGCCACAAACCUUGCAUAUAGUUUUAAAUGACCAGAGAGCAGAUUGCAUAAAGCAUCUGAACAGUCUGCAUCAGUGAACUAUUUAUUAAUAUGGAGACUUCAUAAAGAGCACAGUUGAAUUACUGCAUACAACUGUAGUUUAAUUUUUGUUACUGAAAAUACCAGUACACCAGAUGGAGAAACAUACCCUUUUAUGUGUGCCCUCCCCCAUGGAGUCUGCCAUUAAUUAGAAGGAACUUCCAUUAUGUUUACCAAUUAAUUAGAUGUCUGGUAAACAAAUUGAUAUUACCAGCAAGGGUGCUCUUCUUCUUGUAACACAAUAUUUGUUAUCACAAAAGAUUGUGAUACAGUGGACUGGGAUUAAACAGCUGUCCCAAUGACACCAUUAAAUUCACACAUUUAAAAGUCUUGUACACCUGACAAAGAUAGGAUGUAAGGAAAUCUCUGUUUUAUGGGAUCUUAGCCAGAAAUACCACACACAGCUCAAUCAUUUGCACAUUUUCAGCUCAACUGUAAUAAUUAAUGAGGCUUAUGGUGGUUUGUUAUUAUCUAGGGCAGGUUUUUUGGUGCCUUACUUUUUACCUUAAUUUUUGCCAGCGUGAAAAUUGAGUGUAACAUCUGAGCUACAGCAGGGAUUUAAUCUAAACAGGGAAAAAGCCCAAGAUGGAUCAAUAUUAUUAGAAACCUAUAACCUUCAAAAUGCUGAAUUCAACUUCUUAUUCAAACAGCUCUAUUCUUCCUUUUUGAUGCUUGAUUGCUUUUUGAUUUGCUAUCCUUAGGAAGGGAUUUAAGAAACAAUAGAGAGAUGUGGCUUGUAUACAAGCACUAGAUGCUUGAGCAUUUCUAUGGCAACUGUCUGUUGCUGAGGAUCUUUUUUUAAAUUCUUCCAUAUAAUGAAGUUCAUGAACCAAUGGCAUGCUUUAUACUUUAUUCUGUUUAGCAUAAUUUCUCUCUUUUAGAUUGCAAAAGCACGUGAGGGUUUUAUAUGACUUUUGCUGUUGAUUUAAAACAAAACAAAAAGCACAAUGUUAAUAAAUGAUGUGGCGAUCAAAUUUUAUUUGAAA
Pelodiscus sinensis (Chinese soft-shelled turtle) is the source of this 3990-nucleotide messenger RNA. Lineage: Eukaryota; Metazoa; Chordata; Testudines; Trionychidae. The record is from RefSeq and is a predicted model, not a curated record.